ACCAUAUAUGGUAAGGGCGUUCCACGCGGCACAAAGCCCGCCGACGUCAGGUCACGUCACGUCACGUCCGGUUCUCCCUUUCCCCUCCGAUCUCUCAACCAUGGCUCCGCUCAAACAGAAGAGGCCAGCUGUUGGCAAGAAGGCCAAAAGAGGAGCUUUGUGGAAGUUCUCAUUGGACCUGACCCACCCUGUGGAGGACGGCAUCCUAGACUCGGCUAACUUUGAAACCUUCCUCAAAGAGAGGAUAAAGGUCAAUGGAAAGACGGGGAACCUCGGUAACACGGUCCAGGUCGGCAGGAUGAAGAACAAGAUUAACGUGUCGUCGGACAAACAGUUCUCUAAAAGGUAUCUGAAGUACUUAACGAAGAAGUACCUGAAGAAGAACAACCUCAGAGACUGGCUCAGAGUUGUGGCGUCAGACAAGGAGACGUACGAGCUGCGUUACUUCCAGAUCAGUCAGGAGGACGAGGAGUCGGAGACAGACGAGUGAACAGCUGCUGCAGAGAGUCGAGCCUGUGUGUUUGUCAGGAGAAUAAAUUUGGAAGAAGAAC
Labrus bergylta (ballan wrasse) is the source of this 551-nucleotide messenger RNA. RefSeq names its product ribosomal protein L22-like 1 (gene rpl22l1). Gene Ontology annotation, biological process: cytoplasmic translation. Gene Ontology annotation, molecular function: RNA binding; structural constituent of ribosome. Gene Ontology annotation, cellular component: ribosome. The record is from RefSeq and is a predicted model, not a curated record. NCBI's taxonomy places the organism in Eukaryota, Metazoa, Chordata, Actinopteri, Labriformes, Labridae.